AUGCCUGACCGCCUAGCCGUGGCAUCCCGCGAAAGAGCCAAUGGGCCUUGCAAGAGUCACUCAGCGGAGGAGAUCCUCGAGACAGUCCCGCACUCGCGCGAUGUUCUGGAAACCGGACAUGGCCUGCUUGCCUGCAGUGUCGAUCGCAGUCACAUUCGUCCCACUGGUAGAGAUCGUCGUGCGAUGGCCUGCCAGGACUGGCUUGAGCGCAAGGCGCCGGGGGCGGGGGCACCGAAGCCGGGCCUCAGCUCGUCUGGAUGUGCCUCCUACGCCCGUCGCUGUUCUGAAGCACGGGAGUCGAGUUCUACUACAUCAUGCAAGAGCGUGCUGAUUCAGAGAAAUGCCUGGGCGAUUCUAGUCGAAAAAGAGGACCAUCGACGAUGA
Symbiodinium sp. CCMP2592 is the source of this 384-nucleotide messenger RNA. The record is from the annotation of a GenBank genome assembly. Lineage: Eukaryota; Dinophyceae; Suessiales; Symbiodiniaceae.